Messenger RNA from Pollicipes pollicipes, 901 nucleotides. RefSeq names its product centromere protein X. Gene Ontology annotation, biological process: kinetochore assembly; replication fork processing; resolution of meiotic recombination intermediates. Gene Ontology annotation, cellular component: FANCM-MHF complex; Fanconi anaemia nuclear complex. The record is from RefSeq and is a predicted model, not a curated record. The transcript is spliced from 2 exons. NCBI's taxonomy places the organism in Eukaryota, Metazoa, Arthropoda, Thecostraca, Pollicipedomorpha, Pollicipedidae. Bases 80 to 364 code for a protein of 94 amino acids.
UUGUCAUUUAAGCGGAUCGUUUGAGUACAGUGCGACUCAAACGUGCGCGGGUGUGCGCCCCGAUCAGGUGGCAGCUGACAUGGCGCAGAGUGGGGACAUGGCGCAGAGUGGGGACGCGCACGUGACGGCGGCGCCCGGCGCCACGUUCAAGGAGCGCACCGUGGAGGAGCUGCUGCGGCUGCACUUCAGCUCACCGCGCACUCGACUCAGCGCUGACGGCCUGCGCCUGGCGACGCUGGCGCUGCGCCUGUACGUGCGCGAGGCGGCGCUGCGCGCGGCCGACCAGGCGCAGCUGACGCUGGCGCCGUCGGUCGGCCUGGAGCACCUGGAGAAGGUGCUGCCGCAGUGGCUGCUGGAUGUGUGAAGCCACCUGUCGGCGGUGGCGGCAUGGCUCGGCACGGCUCGGCAGCCGGCGCUGGUCGGUUCGACGCGGGCCACCGCUAGGCAACCCGUGCCGGCGCGGACCGGGCGAGCUGACAAGCCUGCGAGUGGGUGCACUGGGAAUGCGGCUCCUUGUCCUUGACGUGACUUGCUCUGGAGGCGGCCGCUCGCGAGGGUGGUGCGUGCUCCACCCUAUGCAUUGUUGUGUUGUGACCAUGGUUAGCGGAGGACAUCCUUGUGUGCUGAAGCGGGGACAUGCGCAGAUAGAUCUUCCUCGUCUAGCGUCAGUCCGCCGCGUAUCGCACGCAGCCGGAUGGCAUGUUGAUGCCGUCGACAGACAGCCAACGGACGAUGUGGUGGGGUGGUCUGGCAACGUGAUGAUGCGUGGUGACGUGGAGGAGCGCCGUUCGUUGUCCGAGGCUGAACGGAGCUGACUGACGGCUGGUACUGUGGGGCUGGAAAACGCUUGCCGUGACAGCGACGCACAUCUACGUGCCAAAGCGUGAACCAUUAUGUGAGG